Aspergillus campestris IBT 28561 is the source of this 1668-nucleotide messenger RNA. RefSeq lists its product as uncharacterized. The coding region runs from base 1 to 1668 and encodes 555 amino acids. Lineage: Eukaryota; Fungi; Ascomycota; Eurotiomycetes; Eurotiales; Aspergillaceae. The transcript is spliced from 3 exons. The record is from RefSeq and is a predicted model, not a curated record.
AUGUUUGGCUGGAGUAGCGCAAUGGGCGUCCCCCCGGUGGUCGCAGAACCUGACGCCGAACGCCAACCCCCAACCGCUCCCACCCCGCUGGACUUCCCCGCCCACCGUCCUUCCUACAAUCCAGAUCCCGAUGCGGAGCUCCACGUCAAGGAUAUCUACCAAGCCCUAGCCUCCAUCCGACGGCCCCAAGACAUCACCCCCGAGCGCUUCCAGCCUUUCAACGUCUCGGUGGAGCCGGACGUCCCGACCGCCGACAUCACCGGCCGCGUCGUAUCACAACCCCCCUUGCCCUGGACCCCAGAGGCCGCUGACCCCGCCAGCCGCUGCCUCCCCGAUGGAUCCCCGAUCCUCAUGGACAACGGGAACCCCUACCCGCCCAAGGAUAGAUACGAUGUGCUGGAAAAGGAGUUGAUGUAUGACAACGAUGAUGCCUUCCGCGAGGUGUCCCGGAUGGAGCCGCGCGACAGUCGGGAACGGGUGCGCGUCACCCAGACCAGGAAGUUCUGGAUUGGCCUGGAACACAUGUCCCAUUACUGGGAUACCAGUCUGGAUGAAUACAUCGAGCGCCCCGCCACGCCCAAGGACGACGUCGCGGAUCCGAUGCAGACGGAACCAGACGCCCCGCAGACGGCCAUGGAGGUUGACGCGUCGUCGGCCGCCACCACCGUCAACAGCAACGGAGACGGGGGCCCCGCGCCCCAAGAAAACGGACCCAAGACCGUCAAGAAGUACAAGGGCCGUCGCACGGGGGCCGGACACGAGAUGCCCGAGGAAAUCCGUGACGAGACCGUGCGCGCGCUGACGGAGAUGGCCGCCUGGCCAUUCGGAUGCCAAGUGGCGCUGCCCAUGAUGCCGCCCCGGUUAGCAACCAAAGCGCUGUUGUUUCCCGUCCGACAGACCUUUGGCGCCGCCCGAUCGCCCAAGGACCGGCAGCUCGCCCGCAGCGGCGUCAUGGAGGGACCGGUGUUUACCGCGCAGUGCCGUCCCGACACGGCGUUCCGCGGGCCGCAGGAGGCAUACGGCACAGGCACCGCCGAAGUCUGCGAUCUGUUCCGCGAGAUUGGAGGCAUGCUGCUGGCGGCGCAGGAACGCGGCCGCGAGGGCCUGACCGACGUGCGCCCCGGCGAGGGGCAGUGGUGGACGACGGUGCCCCGGUGGGGUGGUGCGGUCAACGAUGCGGUGGGCGAUAGCGCAAAGGCCCAGUGCAGCAGCAGCGAAGAGUCCAAGACGCCCGACCCGGGGAACGCGCGUAAACGCUCCAAGUUUGAACAUCCUUUCGUGGCGACCGGUCGGAGCCGCACCGCCCGGAAGCUCAGCAACGCCGAGCGGUGGAAGGUGGUCCAGCCGGGUCCGAGUCUGUGGGAUCGGCGGAUGCGGUAUAUCCAGAUUGGAAAGGAGCCGGAAAGUCCUUUCGACGAUAUAUACAUGCUCUCAUCCAUCAACCACCACGUCGCCAUCCUCCACCUCCGCGUCCACCGCCGCUACCUGGAAAUCCUAACAUCAGGCGAGAGCAACUUCCCGCCCGAGUCAGACACACCGGACCAGCCGUGGUACGCGCUGAAACUGCGCCGCACCAAGUGGCACGAUCUGUUCAACGCGCAGGAGCGCGUCGAGGCACUGCACGGUAUCUGGACCAUUUUCCACCAGCUUUUGCGGCAGACGAAUUGA